Molecule: messenger RNA, 946 nt
Organism: Hipposideros armiger (great roundleaf bat)
Lineage: Eukaryota; Metazoa; Chordata; Mammalia; Chiroptera; Hipposideridae
Product: beta-lactoglobulin-1-like
Exons: 6
Coding region: 174-719 (181 amino acids)
Molecular function (GO): small molecule binding
Source: RefSeq, a predicted model, not a curated record
GUCCCGGUCGAGGAAGCCACCAGGGGCUGAGGAAGAGCCACGGGGAUUCUGGGAAGCGAGUGGAGGGGCCCCGGCCCGCCGUCCUCCUAUAUAAGCCCCGGGUCCCCUGCCUCAGCCUCGUGCCUCAGCCUCCCUCACUCCUGGAGCUCAGAAAUACGUCCACAGCUGCAGCCAUGAAGUGCCUCUUGCUUGCCCUGAGCGUGGCCCUCGUGUGUGGCACCCAGGCCAAGUUUAUCCCCCGGACCACCCCGGAGGACCUAGACGUCCAGAAGGUGGCUGGGACGUGGUACUCCGUGGCCAUGGCGGCCAGCGACAUCUCCCUGCUGAACACUCAGAGCGCCCCUCUGAGAGUGUACGUCAAGGAGCUGAGACUCAUCCCCAAGGACAGCCUGGAGAUUGUCCUGAACAGAUGGGAGGAUGGCAGCUGUGUCGACAGGAAGAUCUUGGCAGAGAAAACUGAGGUUCCGGCCGAGUUCAAGAUCAACUACCCGGAGGGGAGCAAACUCCACGUGCUGGACACUGACUACAAGAACUACAUGUUCGUGUGCGUGGAGAACGCCGUUGCCCCAGGGCAGGGCCUGGUCUGCCAGUACCUGGCCAGGACCCCGAAGGUUGACGAGGGGGUCAUGGAGCAGUUCAGAGCAGCCCUGAAUCUUCAGCCUAUGAACAUCUGGCUCCGCUUCACCCCAACCCAGGCGAAAGAGAGGUGCCUCGUUUAGGUGAGCUCCAGCCGACAGCCUCCUGGGUAACGUGCCGGACCUGCCCUCAUGUCCUGAGCACAGGUGUGGGGGUCUCAGUGGGGCCCCCAACUCCCUUCCAUCAGGCCCUGCUCCCCCUUGGGGUGCUGCUGGACGUUGCUCCUCCUGGGACCCAGGCACCUCUGUUCCAGCUUGGGAUGUGCUGCUCUGAGCUGUUCCCCUUCAGCAAUAAAGAAAUGCACCAGUGA